Cheilinus undulatus (humphead wrasse) is the source of this 5155-nucleotide messenger RNA. RefSeq names its product high density lipoprotein binding protein b (gene hdlbpb). Gene Ontology annotation, molecular function: mRNA binding. The record is from RefSeq and is a predicted model, not a curated record. The coding region runs from base 228 to 4034 and encodes 1268 amino acids. Gene Ontology annotation, cellular component: cytoplasm; nucleus. The transcript is spliced from 28 exons. NCBI's taxonomy places the organism in Eukaryota, Metazoa, Chordata, Actinopteri, Labriformes, Labridae.
GAGUCGCAGUGCACGCUUGUAUGCCUCCGCCGGCAGAGGAAAUGCUCCUAGACCAAUCACAUCUGUGUUUACACCAUCACCUGUCAAACACACAGCCUCUGCUACAUUUUCUCUCUGAAAGGAGCUGAAACACACACUCACACUGAAGCGCCUACGGUAGCCGCUAACUGGACGGACUCUCUGGCAAUCGACCUUUUGCAGUGGAAUAGCGGAACAAGUCUUGAACCAUGAGCUCAGUGGCAGUGUUGACCCCGGAGAGCUUUGCGGAGCAUCGCAGCGGCCUCAAGGACCAGGAGAUUACAGGCUGCGUCCCGGAGGAUGAGGCCUACAUCCCCACCUACCUGGAGGCCUUCCCUCCACUGCCGGAGAAAGGGGCACCGGGGGACAAGGCAGGGGAGCCAGCUUCAGCGUGGGGGAGUAAGAUCAGGCCCAUCAAAGCCUCUGUCAUUACCCAGGUGUUCCACGUGCCCCUGGAGGAGCGGCGCUACAAGGACAACAGCCAGUUUGGGGAGGGUGAGGAGGCCAAAGUCUGCCUGGACAUCAUGCAGAGGACGGGGGCUCACAUCGAGCUGUCGCUGGCUAAAGACCAGGGUCUGUCCAUCAUGGUCACUGGAAAACUGGACUCUGUAAUGAAGGCUCGCAAGGAGAUUGUAGCUCGUCUGCAGACGCAGGCCUCUGCUACAGUUGCCAUCCCCAAGGAGCAUCAUCGUUUUGUCAUCGGUAAGAACGGCGAGAAGCUACAGGAGCUGGAGCUGAAGACCGCCACCAAGAUCGCUAUUCCACGACCUGACGACCCAAGCGCCAACAUCCGCAUCACCGGCACCAAAGAGGGCAUCGAGAAGGCUCGCCAUGAGAUCCUUCUGAUCUCUGCUGAACAGGACAAGCGUGCGGUGGAGCGUCUCUCCCUGGAAAAAGCUUUCCACCCCUUCAUUGCCGGCGCCCACAACCGCCUGGUGCAGGAGUUGAGCCAGGAGACAGGCGCCCGCAUCAGCAUCCCACCACCGAGCCUGCCCAAGGACGAGAUCGUUAUCACGGGGGAGAAAGAGGCCGUGGCGAUGGCGCUCAGCCGCAUACGAGCCAUCUACGAUGACAAGAAGAGGAAGACCACAACCAUCUCUGUGGAGGUGAAGAAGUCUCAGCAUAAAUACAUCAUUGGUCCAAAGGGAAACACUCUGCAGGAGAUCCUGGAGACCACGGGCGUGUCUGUAGAGAUGCCUCCUCUGGACUCUGGCUCAGAGACCAUCAUCCUCAGGGGGGAGCCCGACAAGCUGGGGCCGGCGCUUACACAGGUGUACGCAAAGGCUAAGAGUGUGAUGGUGGUGGAGGUGACUGCUCCAGCCUGGCUGCAUCGCUUCAUCAUCGGCAAAAAAGGGCAGAACAUCGGACGGAUCACACAACAGCUGCCCCGGGUUCACAUUGAGUUUACAGAUGGGGAGGAGCGCAUCAGCCUGGAGGGGCCGACGGAGGAGGUGGAGCAGGCUCAGGCUCAGAUACAAGAGAUCAUCAAGGACCUGCUGGUAAGGAUGGACUACACUGAAGUCAUCAUCGACCAGCGUUUCCACAGACACCUCAUCGGAAAGAACGGAGCCAACAUCAACCGGAUCAAGGAGCAGUACAAAGUCUCAGUACGGAUCCCACAGGACUCUGAGCGGAGUGGUCUGGUCCGGAUUGAGGGAGACCCAAAAGGGGUCCAGCUGGCGCGCAGAGAGCUCAUUGAGAUGGUCCAGAGGAUGGAAAAUGAGCGCACCAAAGACCUGAUCGUGGAGCAGAAGUUUCAUCGGACAAUCAUCGGCCAGAAAGGAGAAAAAAUCAAAGAAGUUAGAGACAAGUUCCCAGAGGUCAUCAUCAAUUUCCCUGACCCGGCACAGAAGAGUGACAUUGUGCAGCUGAGAGGGCCGAAGAACGAGGUGGAGAAAUGUGCAAAGUUCCUCCAGAAAAUCAUCGCUGAUUUGAUCGAGAACAGCUUUUCGCUCUCAGUACCGAUCUUUAAGCAGUUUCACAAAAACAUCAUCGGAAAAGGUGGUGCCAACAUUAAAAAGAUCCGUGAAGAGACCAACACUAAGAUCGACCUGCCGACAGAGAAUAGCAACUCUGAGAUGAUCGUCAUCACAGGCAAGAAGAGCAACUGUGAGGCAGCCAAAGAUCGGAUCCUCGCCAUCCAGAGAGAACUCGCCAACAUCAAAGAGGCGGAGGUCACCAUCCCCUCCAAGCUGCACAACUCCCUGAUUGGCUCAAAGGGCUGCCUGGUGCGCUCCAUCAUGGAGGACUGUGGCGGCGUCCACAUCCAUUUCCCCUCUGAGGGCUCCGGCUCGGACAAGGUCACCAUCAGAGGGCCUGCUGGAGAGGUGGAGAAGGCCAAGAAACAGCUGCUGCAGCUCGCUGAGGAGAAGCAAGUAAACAAUUUCACAGCCGAGCUCCAGGCCAAACCAGAGUACCACAAGUUCCUGAUUGGCCGUGGAGGGGCAAAUAUUCGCCGUGUGCGGGACAGGACGGGGGCUCGUAUAAUUUUCCCGUCGCCAGAUGACAGCGAGCAGGAGCUGAUCACCAUUGUUGGGAAGGAGGAAGCUGUUCGUCAGGCCCAGAAGGAGCUGGAAAGUCUGGUCAAAAACCUGGAUGAUGUAGUGGAGGACAGCAUGGUUGUAGAUAUCCGCCACCACCGUCACUUUGUGUGUCGGAGAGGCCAGGUGCUUCGGGAGCUCGCUGAGGAGUAUGGAGGGGUCGCUGUGAGCUUCCCUCGUACGGGAGCAAACAGCCAGCGAGUUACUCUGAAGGGAGCGAAGGACUGCGUGGAGGCAGCCAAGAAACGCAUCCAGGAGAUCAUCGAGGACCUGGAGUCCCACGUAAGCGUGGAGGUGGCGAUCCCUCAGCGCUACCACCGGGCCAUCAUGGGGCCCAAAGGCUGCCGCAUCCAGCACAUCACCCGGGAACAUGAGGUCCAGAUCAAGUUCCCUGAGAGGGACGACAGCGCUGCAGGUCAGGAGACUUCGUCCCAGGAAAACGGUGAAGUCAGUCCAGAAGCGGAGUUCAUCCCACGAAAGUGUGACAUCAUCUCAAUCGCUGGGCGUGCAGAGAAGUGUGAACUGGCAAAAGCAGCCCUGCUGGCAUUGGUGCCGAUAACGGAAGAUGUUGAAGUUUCGUACGAGCUGCAUCGCUACAUCAUUGGACAGAAGGGCAGUGGGAUCAGGAAGAUGAUGGAGGAAUAUGAGGUGAACAUCUGGGUGCCGCAGCCAGAGAAACAGCUUGAUGUGAUAAAGGUGACAGGCCUGGCGGCUAACGUAGAGCGAGCCAAACAGGGUCUGCUCGAGAGGGUCAAAGAACUGCAGGCUGAGCAGGAGGAUAGGGCUCUGCGCAGUUUUAAGGUCACCAUGUCUGUAGAUCCGAAGUUUCAUCCCAAAAUUAUUGGACGAAAGGGAGCGGUUAUCUCUCAGAUCAGGAAGGACCACGAUGUCAGCAUCCAGUUCCCCGAUAAAGGAGACGAGCAGCAGGAUCUGAUCGUGAUAUCGGGGUAUGAGCGUAAUGUGGAGGAAGCGCGUCAGGCCAUCCAGCAGCUGGUGGCCGAGCUGCAGGAGAUGGUGAGCCAAGAUGUUCACCUGGACCCGAGGACCCACGCACGCAUCAUUGGAGCUCGUGGCAAAGCUAUUCGCAAACUAAUGGAAGAGUUUAAGGUGGACAUCCGGUUCCCUCAGCCAGGCUCUGAUGAGCCCGACAAAGUGACAGUUACAGGUCUUCCAGAGACUGUUGACAAUGCGAUUGACCACCUCCUCAACCUGGAGGAAGAAUAUAUGCUCAGUGUGACAGAGACAGAAACUUUGGCAGCAUACAUGAAGCCUCCUUCUCGAUACGGAGGAGGAGGUGGAGCUGGAGGACUGGAUGAUAGCAGUGGGGGUCCGGCUAAGGGCUUUGUUGUUCGAGACGCCCCCUGGAAUGCAGCAGGGAACAAGGCGCCUGACAUGAGCAGCGCUGAGGAUUUCCCCACCUUCGGGACAGGCGUGGCGCCGAAGCAAGCGUCCGCCUGGGGUCCCAAAAAAUUCUGAAGCUGUUCAUCUUAAGGAAAAAAAAACAAACUUCUGUAAAGUAGACAAGAGAUGAAAAAAUCUCUCAUCAAAUUGCUGCUCGCCUUCCUCCCUCCUCCUCUUCUCCUUAGUGACCUCCCUACAUCUCUCUGUACUCCUUUCAACCAUGCUCCCAAAACCAGCCGCAAUGAAUCAUGGGAGAAAAAUCCCUUGUUUUUUUCUCAUCUGUCUCUCCUCCUAGUCUCUCCUCCUUAAUUUCUGAGAGAAAAAAGGAAUAUUUGAGUGCUCUACUUGUAGUUCUGCGGUCCUGCUCUGCCUCUUGUUGCACACUUGCUGGUCUCAAGAUUUUUAAAACCUGUCUCCAAUUUUUCACCUUUGGAUGCUUAACUCUUCACAAAACAAUCAAAGAACCACCUCACUGCAAAAAUGAUUAAGAAGGUUAAUCAAGUGGAAAAGGGGGGCUAUAGCUAAAUAACCACAACUAAAGUUCAUUUUCAAACAUGCAAUCUUUUAAUGUUCUUUCCCCUUGAUUUCUACAAGGAGGUUUUCUAGUUGGCUCAUCUUUGGGGUCAGCAAUUUGGGGCAGCAGGAAAGGCAAUGAGCUAUGUGUGUGAGAGUGUUUGUGGGUGAAGGAGAGUUUUUUUUCCACCCACGAUUGUCUUUAACCCCCCCCCCCUUUACAAUUAUGCCGGAGCCGGGAGAAAAAUCAGCUGCUGUAGUCGACUAUCUGGACAUUUUCUUUGUGAAGCAAAAGACAUGGACGUUUGUUUGUAAAGGUUGUUUUAACUGUUAAUUUAUUAUGAAAAGGAGCCAUUUUAUUUGAACUACUGUGAGCAUACGUUUUUAUAAAAGCACCCACUGUAGCUUGAUGCUUUUGUUUGGGAGUGAAUGCUGUAUGUCGGGGUUUGGGAACAUGUCAACAGUUGUUAUGUGUAAGUGUACAAAGAACUUUUCGCUAUUUUUUUAAAACUGUGUCGGAUUCUUUUUUUGUUGGUGGUGGUUUCUGGGACAUUUGGAAGAUUGUGUGUGAGUGUGUGAGUGCGAACAAAAAUUAAGAUGUGUAUCUGAAUGAAGCUGAACCAAACUUUGACACCAUCUUUGUCCAUUUGUCUCUCUUCUCAUGACUUCAUUAGGGGUUUAAG